Molecule: messenger RNA, 931 nt
Organism: Eurypyga helias (sunbittern)
Lineage: Eukaryota; Metazoa; Chordata; Aves; Eurypygiformes; Eurypygidae
Product: protein eva-1 homolog C-like
Exons: 5
Molecular function (GO): carbohydrate binding
Source: RefSeq, a predicted model, not a curated record
UUGUGUGUUUGUUAGACUGCACUUCUGUAAAUCACCUAAAUAUGUACUGCCUUUCACUAAUGGCGGUUUUUGUCAUGUUUUUUUUGCAGGUUACAUAUCACAAGUACUCAAGAAUUACACUGACCAUGCCUGCGAUGGGGAAUAUGUCUCCCUGAGAUGUCCUCACAGAACCACCAUCAGCAUCCAGUCAUCUUUUUAUGGCCGAAUUGUGCCAAGUCAUCAGAUGUGUCCUUCUCGCUAUCCCCACUCCUAUGCAACUUUAAUCAAAGAGGAUGUUGCCUGUUCAGUUGGAACUUCCCUUCAGAAGAUGCUGGAUGAGUGCCAGGACAGGCGGAGCUGCCAGUUUCUCAUCAAUAGCCGGCUGUUUGGUGCAGAUCCAUGCCCUGGAACCAGCAAGUACCUCAUCGUGUGGUACAAGUGCAGGCCAAAUGAAUACACGAGUAAAGUAGCCUGUGAAGAUGACAAGCUGAGGCUAAGCUGUAAGAAGAGCAUGGUGAUAGCCAUUUACUCUGCUAUCUUUGGAAGGACCCAAGGAGGCAGCCUGGAGUGCCCAUACCAAAACCUAGGGAUGCCCAUGAUUGAGUGUCAGUCGGCUACUGCUCUCCAACUGAUGAUCAAGCGCUGUCACGGGAAAAGAAGCUGCAGUAUGUAUGCCAGCACCUAUGAAUUUGGAGAUCCUUGUUACCCAGGCAUCCGAAAGCAUCUUAAUGUCAUCUACACCUGUGCUUAUCCUCAGGGAGAUUUGAGAGAAACCAAGGCAGUGAAACAAAACAAGAGCUCCAGCACUCAAAAAUCCAGGGAUAAACUUAACAGAACCCAUAAUGUAUUUCCAAGAGGAUAUCUCCUUCAAAGACCUCUGCAGCCUUAUUCUGGCAUUGUGGUCCUGGUCCCAAAGUCCACUACAAAAGAUAUUAAUGAUCUCUUAAUCUGA